UUCAUGUCUCUCCAUCCACACCAAUUUUCUACCCAUUAUACCCAAGAAAACAAAGGUUAAUUAUGGGGCCAUUCCAACUUCAGUUUGCACUAAUUUGUUUCUUAGCUAUUGUCAUGUUUCACAGCACCCACGCACAAAACUCCCAACAAGAUUACUUAGAUGCUCACAAUGAGGCACGUCGUGAAGUAGGUGUUGAAAACAUGGUAUGGAACGCGACUGUGGCUGCGUAUGCUGAGAGCUAUGCUAACCAGAGGAUUGGGGAUUGUAACCUCAUCCAUUCUAGUGGACCUUAUGGCGAGAACCUUGCGGAGGGUGGUGGUGCAUUCACAGGUGUUGAUGCUGUGAAUUUAUGGAUAGGUGAAAAAACAUUUUAUGAUCAUAGUAGCAAUACAUGUGCUGAAGGAAAUGAAUGUGGGCACUAUACUCAAGUGGUGUGGCGUAAUUCUGUUCAACUUGGUUGUGCUAGGGUUCAGUGCGUCAAUAAUGGUUAUUGGUUCGUUAUUUGCAACUAUUAUCCUCCUGGAAACUACGUUGGCGAGUCUCCUUACUAGGGAAUUAUAUAUUUGAUAUAUGUAUGGCUUAUACGAUAUACGAAUAAAUAAACAUGCAUUUUCAGUUGCAAUAAUUAACGAUGGAGCUUGAAAUGUUAAUUCCUUUUAAGCGAAUCAUCUCAUAUUCACAAUGCUAAUGCAUUUUUUUUUGUUA
This is a messenger RNA of Helianthus annuus (common sunflower), 705 nucleotides long. Its product is annotated as pathogenesis-related protein 1A-like. The record is from RefSeq and is a predicted model, not a curated record. Gene Ontology annotation, cellular component: extracellular region. The transcript has a single exon. Bases 63 to 551 code for a protein of 162 amino acids. Lineage: Eukaryota; Viridiplantae; Streptophyta; Magnoliopsida; Asterales; Asteraceae.